This is a messenger RNA of Punica granatum (pomegranate), 2225 nucleotides long. The record is from RefSeq and is a predicted model, not a curated record. NCBI's taxonomy places the organism in Eukaryota, Viridiplantae, Streptophyta, Magnoliopsida, Myrtales, Lythraceae.
CCCCCUGACAAAAAAAAAAAAACAAAAACAAAAGGACAGAAAAGGUACGACACAGCCAAUCAAAACACUCCCAUAACGAUCCGCCGAAAAGCUGCAGCAGGGGAGUCUUUUUAUCUCUCUUCUUUCUCAGUUUUCCCGCUGCCUAUCCGCCGCGCCAUGCCGCCAUCCGACGACCCGGACCAACGUCAGCCGCUCCUGGCGGCGCGAGCGUCAGGAGAAGCGGAGGAGGAACAAGUAGAGACCGCGUAUGAGGCCUCCGAGAAGGUCCACGUUGCCGGGUUCGGGGAGCCCGACGACCUGGACCCCGAGGACCCAGCUUCCUACACCGCGGUGCCACCCUUCUCGUGGCGGAAGCUGUGGCUUUUCACUGGGCCGGGGUUCCUGAUGAGCAUAGCCUUCCUAGACCCCGGGAACCUGGAAGGGGACCUGCAGGCUGGGGCGAUCGCGGGCUACUCCCUCCUCUGGCUGCUCUUCUGGGCCACGGCCAUGGGGCUGUUCGUCCAGCUCCUGGCGGCCCGCCUCGGCGUCGCCACUGGACGACACCUGGCCGAGCUCUGCCGGGAGGAGUACCCCAGCUGGGCCAGGACGGUGCUCUGGUUCAUGGCGGAGGUGGCCCUGAUUGGGGCGGACAUUCAAGAGGUGAUCGGGAGCGCCAUUGCAAUCCGGGUCCUGAGCAACGGAGCGGUGCCCCUGUGGGCUGGUGUCGUCAUAACCGCCGCUGAUUGCUUCAUCUUUCUGUUUCUUGAGAACUACGGCGUGAGGAAACUGGAGGCAGUAUUUGCUGUUCUUAUUGCAACAAUGGCACUCUCUUUCGCUUGGAUGUUCAGUGAAGCAAAGCCCAGUGCUGUAGAACUACUUCUAGGAAUCGUGAUACCGAAGCUGAGCUCCAAAACGAUACAACAGGCUGUGGGAGUUGUGGGCUGCAUCAUCAUGCCCCACAACGUGUUCUUGCACUCUGCCCUUGUACAAUCCCGAGACAUCGACCGCGCCCAUAAAGGCCGAGUCCGAGAAGCCUUAAACUACUAUUCUAUAGAGUCCACGGUCGCACUUGUUGUCUCCUUCAUCAUCAACCUCUUCGUCACAACCGUCUUUGCAAAAGGCUUCUAUGGAACUGCAAUUGCAGAUAGCAUCGGCCUUGUGAAUGCGGGCAACUACCUUCAAGAAAAGUAUGGGACUGCCAUUCUGUACAUUUGGGGAGUCGGGUUACUAGCAGCAGGACAGAGCAGCACUAUAACAGGAACUUAUGCAGGGCAGUUCAUCAUGGGAGGUUUCCUAAAUUUGAGGUUGAAGAAGUGGUUGAGGGCUUUGAUAACCCGAAGCUGCGCGAUUGUCCCAACUAUGAUAGUCGCUCUUAUCUUUGACACCUCCGAGGACAGUUUAGAUGAUCUUAACGAGUGGCUGAAUGUGCUUCAGUCUGUACAGAUCCCUUUCGCGCUUAUUCCGCUUCUUUGGUUGGUCUCCAAGGAGCAGAUCAUGGGGACCUUUAAGAUUGGUCCUGUUCUCAAGACCGUCGCUUGGGUGAUCACAGUUCUGGUGAUGGUGAUCAAUGGCUAUCUUCUGGUAGACUUUCUCACAGAUGAAGUGACGGGAGUAGUGUUCGGCUCUUUAGUGGGCGUCGUUGCAGCUGCAUAUCUCGCAUUUAUAGUCUACCUCAUCUUGCGUGGUAUCGGGUUCUCAAAGUUGUGCAACAUUUUCCAAUCAAAGAGAGUCGUGAAUGCAGAAAGCUGAUUGAAUCGGGCCAGAAAGUUAAUCGCCAAUGUACAGCUCUAUCUACCUUUCGUCCUCGUGCAGCAUGCGUAAAUAAACAUACUUUAGUCCUUCGAGGCAUUUGGGUUUCUAUUCUGACCAUGACAUCUCAAUCUAAGGAGAGCCACCCAGUUAUCAGACAGUUACUGAUGGUCAUGCAAGAUGGAAGUCAUUCAUUAUUUUCUGCUAGACACCGUGAAGUGAAGACAGGGAGUGGAAAGAAACGAGAUUUUCUUCUUCCUCCUCCUCCUCUACUUCUUCUUCUUCUUCUUUUUAUGUGGCGCUUCCUCUGUAUUUGUCGGCUCUCUGGUACCAUUUGCGAAGCAACUGUAAGCAGGAAAGCGUAAUCCUGUUAUGUACAAAAAUCAGAUGUAUUAGGAGCUGUAUGAUUAAAAUCCCCAUUGGUUUAAUGUUUCAAGUGUUUGAAAACAAUUAUGAGGUGAACUGCCUGAUGAGCUCAAUUCCAUUUGCUUGACAAA